Tachysurus fulvidraco (yellow catfish) is the source of this 7052-nucleotide messenger RNA. It is a transcript of the gene nhsl1a, whose product is annotated as NHS-like 1a. Gene Ontology annotation, biological process: cell differentiation. The transcript has 8 exons. The coding region runs from base 625 to 5151 and encodes 1508 amino acids. The record is from RefSeq and is a predicted model, not a curated record. Lineage: Eukaryota; Metazoa; Chordata; Actinopteri; Siluriformes; Bagridae.
UUGAGCCACUGCAGUACUAAGUCUUAAACAGGACUAGUCACAAUUGCACCUACUUUCACUUGCAUUAACUCUUUAGAUGACAUGCAGUGGCUGAGAGAAGACUUGUGUUAGAUAAAGAAACAGUAGCUGCUUGUGGGUGAUGAUGAAUUGCACACUGGUAUAUCUGCCACUGCAGGACACCUGCACAGCUUUUGUGCAAAGACAAGGUGACAGAGGACUUUUGCACGAUCCGGCAAAACAUAAGGACAAGCCUCAAAACUGCUCUGCGGCAAGAGACACAAGGAAACGAAACACAAUGCGUGAGCAGAGGAAGGGUGGGACUGAAAGAGGCAGAACUGACAGCGAAGAGAGAGUGAGAGAGGGAGACAGAGAGAAAGCAAGAAAAAGAGAGCGAGGGGAAAGAAAGUGGGGAGGGGGAGCUUGAACAUAGCUUUUCCAGUCAGCAUAAAAUGAGUAGACGAUGUGUGUAAAGUGGGCAGUACCAUUGUGAUGCUUUUCCCUCCCCGCUCUUGAUUUUUGCCCCUAAUUCCCACAUACACACUAACACGGACGCAAAUGCUAGACUAACAUCAUCACACACACGUUUCUCAAGAGAAGUCUUCAUGCCAGCUUUGGGGUUCCACAAUGGUGCUUAUUGGCAUAACUCUCAAAUCUGUCAUUAAGUACUUCAGGAAGAAGGCUGUGUCCAGUUUAGAUGAGGAAAGCAAGUGGUCAGUGCAUUACACAGCACCAUGGCAUCAGCAGGAGAAUGUGUUCCUGCCAGGAAGCAGACCUCCCUGUGUGGAAGAGCUGCACGGCCAAGCUAAGGUCAACCUGAAGACUGUCCUCAGAGAAUGUGACAAGCUGAGGAAAGAUGGCUUUCGUAGUUCCCGGUAUUACUCUCAAGGCCCAACAUUCUCCUCACCCCUCCUUUCUGAUAGAGAUGGGCAACUAGACCAAGAUGAAACGGAGAAGAAAAAAAAGUCAUCAGAGACAUCAGCUGAAGAAGAAAAGCUGGUGUACUCCUUCAGGCCACAGACCCCUCAACUGGAUAACAUCAGUGAUAUAAACAACCAUAACAGUUGGAGUAAUUGUCUGCCCUUACCAACGCCAGAGGAGAAGAUGAAGCAGCAAGCACAGUCUGUGACCACUGACAUCGUCCCCAUCAACAUUACAGGAGAGAACUUUGACCGACAGGCGAGUUUUCGUCGUACCAUAAUUAACACUGACACUAUAAUACGGAGGUCAAAAAGGGUGAAACGACGGAAAACAAUAACAGGGGUUACAGACAACAUCAAAAGAGAAUUAGCAAACAAUGAAAAAACUGGCAUCAGAACACAGUCCAUAUACACAACAGGCCAAUACUCCACCCUGGGUGGUGUAGGGAGUAUUAGCCCUUCCCUCAUGCAUUUAGUCACGCGUGACACCGGCUGCCAGAUAGAUGAUGUAAAGAUUGUACCCCCCUCAAUGCGCAGAAUCCGUUCACAGAGAGGCCAUGGCAUUGCUACUCAAAUGGCAAACAUCACUCUCUCAUCUUCUGGUAGCAUCUCCAACAUGAGUGACUGCAAUGGUGAUAUUUAUACUUGUCAACUUAAUGGCAGUGACCAAGGCUUUCACAGUCUGCCUCGUCAUGGUGCUCAAAUUUGUGUUCAAAAGCUUGAAACAAUUUGUAGCAGUUCUCCGUACUUGGCGGUGUCUGGCUCCACAAGCUCCUUACCCUAUCAGGUUACCAUGCAACAUGCUAGCCCAGACUCACAGCACAAGUCUGAUUUCAGAAUAAAUACCUCAAUUAGUUCCACGUCUGAUGAAUUUCAUGGUUUCCAGAAUGAAUGUCAUACUGCAACUUCAAACUACAUGGUUUCCAAACACAAUAGUAGCACAUCCUCCUUGAAUUCUGGUAUUGUUUUGCAAAAUGCCAGAAACCUUAGUUCUGUCCACUCAUCACAAAGCUUUGACACAGAAGACACCCCACUACAUUCUUUGUCAUCUUGUCCCUCAGACCACCCUUUCAGUAGUAGUGGUACCUCGUGCUCUGCCAGCUCCUCCUGCUGUCAGUCUCCGGCCUCUCUCCACAUUGCUACAGAAACUGAGUCUCUAUGUAGUACCCUUGAUGGAAAGAACUGCAGUCCCCAUGGUGUCUGUGAAGACUCUGACAUGUUGGAGAGCAGAAUUCAUAGCUGCAGCAUAUUGACCACUGACCACUGGAUAUAUAAACCUGCUCCAAUGGAUCAACGGACCUCGAGCUGUCCCUCUACUAUCAUUAAUGUUUGUAAUAGCCUGGAACUUUCACACAACAAGACAGAUGCCAGCUCUAUGCGUUUGACACCAGAUUGCAAAUCAUACAGCCAUGGUUGCAUCAACAAAGCAGGUAAUACAAGACACAAUUUGUAUGAGUGUAGAGCACACCACAGUCAUGAUGACCAUACAAGCCUGCACCGUAAUCAUUCUCUAGGCCGCAGCGUUUCCCUGCGGAAAGCCAAAAAGCCCCCACUCCCUCCCAAAAGGACCGACUCAUUGCAACGCAAACCACAACAAAAACCAAACAGCAACAAGAUACUCCUAAAUGAGCAACUGAUCUCCAGUCUCAAUGAAUCCCUGAAAAAUCAAAGUGUCGCAUACUCCGGCCAGAUACCCUUAAGUGGAUUAGAAGACCGCUGGGGACCGGGUCACAGAAGCCAAGGCUCUGUUGGUGUAGCAAGCAGUGGAAUGUCAGCACCAUGUACCAUGUGCCCAACCACACCUACACACAGUGACAGCAGCAGUCAACACUCUGAAUACACUGAGUCAUGGGACUUUCACAUGGACUUUCCCAACUCAAGCUCUGAACAUAUGCCAUCCACUCAAAUUAUGAAACCUGCCUGCAUCAAGACUGGGCUAAAUUUCAAGAUGUCUGCAUUACCAGACAAAGUCCAACUUAUGACAUCUCCAUCUAGUGGUUAUUCAAGUCAAUCCAUUUCCCCAACUGCAGGAACACCAGUAACGUCACUUCUAAGAGUCAAAUCUCCAGAAGGAAGGCCCAAGCCCAAAGUCCCAGAGAGGAAGUCCUCACUGCGGUCCUCUGUUUUCUCUUACUCUAAACCCCUGUCCUCAGACACAUCGGAUUCUGUUAAGAGCCUUCCAGCACCUCCACCUCUACCUAAAACUUUGCCUGGUUUAGUCACCAUUCAGUCUAGUUUUACUAGCCCUAUGCCCAGUUUAGUUAAGUCCAAUUUAUCCUCAACCACACCAUUACCACCUACUCUGGCUAUAAGCCCUACUUCUAAGGAAAAGCAAAGUUCUCCCACAGUGUCAUCCACAAUAACAGAGGAAUGUAAUCCAUCCAUAAGCUUCUCUUCUGACCCUUCUCCUUUCACAUCAGAAGUCUCAAAUCCCCUGAUGCUGACUAAAAAUAACAAAAACCCUCUACCACUCCCAUCACCUCCUCCACUUCCUCCUUCAUCAAGUGUCCACACUCAGCCUCUUACCCCUUCUUCCCCUGGGACAGGUAUUUCAGCAAAUUCUGCUAUGAAUUUGGAUACAAAGGAAAAUGUAAAAAAACUCAAUUCUAGUCAAUCUUUCGAUCCUAAAAGUCAUGAGAGACCAGUAAUUACUUCACAAGCUCUUCAGAGGGUACAACUCAGACCAAUAAAGCUUAUGAAACUGGAAAAUAUUUUCACAGAUAUCAUUACAACAGUGUGUGAUCCAGAAAACCGAGAACCUGACAAGGAGGCCAAUACUAGUACAGACAAACCUGUAGAAACAGAGAUUGUCAACUCUGACUCAGUCAGUCCACUACAGAACGGUAUUAAUACAACAGAUUUUCCAUUAAAGGAGCUCAAACCUACUUUGCUGGUCUCUAACCCAGCUUCUGUUUUACUUGAAGCACACAGCAAUACCCCUCCUAGUGGGAACAUUCUGGGGCUUUCACUUGAUUCUGGACAUCUAUUUACUUCUGCCAACUCUGAUUUUCUACAGUCCAUAGAUACUUCAUGUACAUCUAAUGAUACACUCAAGGAUCAGAGGUUUGCAACAUCACCUAAAAAGUCUAAUCUUUCUCUGAUUAUGCCAACCAUUUUGCAUCAACCAGAUUUGAAUGGUCUUGAGGAUCUUGAAGUUACUGCCUCAGCAAUGACUGUAGCCCCAGAGAGCAUAAACAGUAAGUCUCUGACAGAAAAUCAGGAUGAGCUUCCACUACAACUAGAGUUCGAGGUAGAGAGUGAUUCUCACAGUUCUACUCCUGUAAGUCCAAGAAGACACUCGAUCAGCAGUGAAGUCUCUUCAGACAGUCUGACUGACUCUCAACUCAGUGGCCUGACUCUCAAUGACCAAGACAUUGGAUUGUGUGAUAUAGAUCUUGGACUGAUUGAUAAAGACCUUGUGCUAAGUGAUGAUAAAGGCAUUACAGAUGAUAGCUUAAGUAACAGCUCAGGAUCUGUCAUCUUCAAAGAAGAAGAAAAUUAUGAAGAAAAUGAUGCUGCGUUUGAUUCUGGAACAGAUAGCUCCUCUCCAACGUUCAGCAGUACAGGAGAAAAUAUUGAGGAAAUGAUGACACCUGGACGUCCACUCACUACCGAUGACCUAUUUGCAGUCAUCCACAGAUCAAAGAGGAAGGUUCUAGGGCGCUGCGACUCUGAGGAAGAACGUUUCCGUGGUUUUAUUACCUCACCACCCAUCACACCCACAAGUCCCAGUCCCAGCAUGACUUGGAUGACCCGUCAGAGUAGCAGCAUCCAGCGUAGGAUGCGCCGAUCUACCACCAGCAAUGAUAGCUUCAAAGCACUGCUUCUUAAGAAGGGCAGCCGCUCCGAUCCUGGUUUCCGAAUGUCUGCUAAGGAGAUGCUGAAAUGCACCGAUCCUCGGCUACAGAGAUCCAAUGUAGAUGGCCCAUCUCCCUUUUUAGAUCAGUGCACCUCCCCAGAUAGAAGCAGCAGAGCAUACGAGGAAUGGGCACGCACAGAGGGUGCUUUGCCUCGCCUUUCCCCCUCACUAACACACUCCAAAUAUGGCCGCGCCAGUACUCCACCUUGUGCUGCUAGCAGCCGGUAUAACUCCCGCAGUCGCAUCCCUAGUGGGCCAAUGACUGUGAUAUGUGAAAGGGAAGGGGAACUGACUGAGUCGAUAGACUGCUGCAAUAUUCCUUUCCCUGCGUCACUGUCCUCCAGUGGCACAGUGUGCUCUCAAGGCAGCACUUAAAAUCCAUCUGGAGAUUUUUUUUUUAUUCAACUAACCACCAUCGAAAAAAUGGUUUAUCCUACAUUCAACGAGAGUGCUACAUUUUUGCUUGCUGCAGAUGCUAAUACUGGCCCACUGUAGCCAAAGACAGAUAUGGGAAAGGGGAAUCUACAAUCUACCACUUCCUAUUCACUCUUCUCCAUGAAAAGAAUUUCACUGACUCAUAAGAUAUUAUCCGAUAUUACGUUUUUUUCCAUCUGUUAAUUUGUCUUCUCUUUUUGCAGGUUAGGAAAUGCAGGAUACAUGCAAGUUUCCUUUUUGGCAUGAUAAGCGAGAAGGAUUUAGCUGAAAUGAGAGAGGAUUAUUAUUGAGUGCUUGUUCUUGGUUAGUGGAUAAAUCUUGACCAAAUCAAACAUGCUAUAAAUAACAGCACAUCCUACUUACACAAAUGACAAGUAAAGCAGGUUUGGGUCAAAAUGGAAUUGAUAUGUUUGGGAGAGUGAAGGUUAACGUGAGAACAUAAAGAACUGUAAUAGUGAAGUUGUUUAAGAAUGUAUAUGGAGAUGUGUAUAUGCACGGUCAGAUAAAAUAAGAGGUAUUUGGAGGUAUUUAAAAAGACUGAAUUCAACAGUGUAGAGUUGCACUAUAUUUUAAAUGCUAAUUUAUAUUGUGUCCAACUAUUUUCAGUUUCUAAAAAAAUGUGUAUGAAUGGGCACAUGUUCAACAAAUGCUUAAAUAUCUUUUUUUUUUUAACCAAAAAAAAUUAAAGGUAUAUUACUAAGUACUCUAAUCUUCUGUAUGUUACAAAUAUGAAAAGAAUACAGGUGCUAAAAAGCUCUAUAUCAUAAAUGGUGCAUACUCAGUUUGCUUAGGUUAAAACGAGUAUAUUGCUUGUAGCAGCCCUCAGUGAAAAGCUCACUUAUGUAUUCAUGUUGCUUCAGAGGUACUGUAUGGAAAUCUUGAAGUGCUAAUUAACAAAUCCACAACAGAAUAGCAUAGACAAAUACAGUACAAAAGAAAUAAAUGCUAUUCCAAAAAUAGUAUGAAAUGAGCAUAAGUGGCUAAAAUGAACAAACAAACAAAAGAAAAAAACACAAUUGCAAAUCUGAAAAGCAAAUAUAAAAGCAAAUAUAAAGACACGAUUGUAGACAGGAAAGAACAGCUAUUCUGAAAACCCAGUUCUCAAACCAAAAAACGACACUAAAAAUCAGAUGUGUGUAUCAAACUGACUGAUCAAAUAAAAGAGUAAAUUAUUUGGGCACCUUGUGAUGAAUGCACUUAUUGGUUAUCUAAUAUUAGAUCAUAUGUUUGUCCUGUAUUUAUCUUCAGUAACAUCUUUAUUCUGGUCACAUUUACUGUACACCUACAGUAGGGUGUGUUUUUAGGAGGUGGGAGAAAACUGAAAAUCCUAGAGGAAACACAUCCUGACAGUAAAUUACUUUACCACCAUGGCACCCUUUUAAAAAAGCACAUAUAUUUAAAAAAAAAAAAGAUUGUCAUUAUAGUAAACAUGUUAACAGAAUUGCCCAGAUAUUUUAACUUAUUGAUAUUCAGUUAGCUUUUCUGAUUUGAGGAAUGACUUGCUAUUUUUUCCCCCAGAUUUGCCACUGUGUGUUUUUUUUUAAAUCGUUUAAUUGUUAAAUACGUUUUGCACUUCAAGGCUUUCACAUUAGUGCAUUGUAUAUUCUAUUUGUUUAAGUUCAAAAAACUUAAGUUCCAUAGUCCUGAGAGCUGAGAAAUUAGCUGAGAAGUCUCUUCACUGCAAUAAAGUUUGUUGACCAAUUUUCCUGUGACAUUUGACUUGUAUAGCAGUGGCCUCCUGUACGACUGCAUAUGAAAAUGAUAUACUGUACAUCCAGAUAUAAAAUAUAAUAAAAUGUAUAUGCAUUUUUAAACACUAAAAACAAUAAGUUUGAGAUGAA